Lactuca sativa (garden lettuce) is the source of this 991-nucleotide messenger RNA. Its product is annotated as putative BOI-related E3 ubiquitin-protein ligase 3. NCBI's taxonomy places the organism in Eukaryota, Viridiplantae, Streptophyta, Magnoliopsida, Asterales, Asteraceae. The record is from RefSeq and is a predicted model, not a curated record. Gene Ontology annotation, molecular function: ubiquitin-protein transferase activity. Gene Ontology annotation, biological process: regulation of programmed cell death.
CAUGCAAUUCAUGAUGAUCACCGAUAACCACUCCAUUGGUAACCACCCUUACAACUUUCAGUUACACCACGGUUUCGCACAUCCUCUCUCCGGCACCACCACCGAGACUCUCCUUCCUGUAAUGUACGAGGCCACGACUAAUCUUGAUUUCUUCAAGGCAGACAGCGGCCUUACUUACAGUCUUCCGAUUUCUAGAAAGCGGUCUAGAGAUACGUAUCCCUUCUUUAACGCUCCAAACAUGAAUCAGAAUCUAAUUCAAUCAACUUCAACGUUUCUUGGCCAAGACAUCUCGACUCAGAUCCAACAUCAGCACCUGGAGAUCGAUCGAUUCCUUGCUUUUCAUACGGAAAAAAUCAGAGUGCAGAUCGAAGAGAGACGAAAGAAAAAUUCAAGGACAAUCAUAGCAGCAUUAGAAGAAGGUAUGACGCAGAGGUUGAGGGAAAAAGAAGAGGAAAUUGUUAAAAUGGCAAAGUUAAAUUGGGCGUUGGAAGAGAAAAUCAAAUCUCUGUGUAUGGAGAAUCAAAUCUGGCGUGAAUUGGCGCAAACAAACGAAGCGACAGCAAACGCAUUACGCAGUAACUUGAAACAAGUUCUCGAGCAGGUUCUCAACGACGAUUUCCGAAACCGUAACACGGCGGCAGGUGAGGACAAAGCGGCGGACGAUGCUCAAUCGUGCUGUGAAAGCAACAACGAGGAAAUGCGCACGUUAGCGGAACAGGAUAGCAGUAACAGUAAUAUGAUGAUGAUGAUGUGCAAACAUUGUCGGAAAAUAGAGUCACGUGUGUUGUUGCUUCCCUGCAGGCAUCUCUGCCUUUGUACAGUGUGCGCGUCUUCUGUCAACAUUUGCCCCAUUUGUAAAUCCACAAACAACAUCACCAUUCAUGUUCAAAUGUCCUGAUGCCAUUCUUUUAAAACCUUCUUUAUGUUCGAAUCUUAUAUUGAAACCCGAAAUUUGUGCACUAGAAUCUUUCAAUUUAUUUAGUAAUCACAA